UUUUAUCUUCCCACCUUAGCCGCAUCCCACUAAUUGCGGUAUCUUUCAACAACAACAACAACAGCCAGACGACUCCUGCGCCUGCUGACGAACGGUCUCUCGUCAUCGAAUCGAUUCGAGAGCUCUCCGUAAUGUUGCGGCUGGAGGUUUCAUGGGAUAGAAGGAAGCAGAGCGGCCAGGUUGAUUUCAACGCUGGCUUUACCGCUCCGCCUGCACACCUCGCAAUCCUCUGCCUCGCCUCCGCGGUGUCCGGCCUCGCCGCCGCCCUCCUCGCCGGGAGAAGGCUGCUGUGGGCGGUGGAGCUCACGUUUUUAUCCGAUGUUGGGAACAUGCUCGCCCUCUCCGCUUUGCUCCCCAUCCUAACCAAAAAGGUGAAGGAGAGCAAGUUAUCGGUGACGUCCACGGCGGAGAGCCACAAAGUGAGCUUGGUGGCGCCGGACGUGGCGUGGCAGUCCGUUGCGCUGUUGUCGGCGAUGACAUUGGGAGCGGCGUGGAACGCCGCGAUCGUGUACGGAGCGAGCUCGUCGUUGGCUCUGCUGCACUCGGUCGCGUCGUUGAGAUCGUUCGUUGCCAUGGUUCGGUUGGGGCUUCCUCAAUCGGUUGCAGAUUCCAAGGCUUCCAAUCUCGUCUCCUGCCUCGUGGGUCUUCACUUGACUCAGAUGAUCGGUGAGAACUUUUUGGGAACAGCCGUGGUUGAACAUGAUCAAGAGGAGGUUGGCAGUUUGAAGGAGUCUUGGAUUGACACUAAAGUUAGAAGAUCAAAGCAUGAUAUGGAAGUGGAUGCUUGUGGUGAGACAGAGAGUUCAAUCACUGAACAAAGCAGCGCGAAAUAUUUGACUGAAGAUGAAAUGAUGGGAUCAAGAAUCGGGGAUGAGGAAGAAACUGACAGGGGUGAAGUGGGAGAUCAUGGUGAAAAGAAUGGGACUGCAACUGGUGGAUCAACGACUGAAGAUGGAGAUGCACAGUUAGAUGGGUGGGAUUGGGAACACAUAAUGGAAGGGUUAUGAAGUGGGGUUAAUGGCUGAAACACUAUACUACAAAAAAAAUCGACAGACAUAACGUUUUUGGUUGUAUUUUUUCUUUUAAUAAUAUUGUUUUAGCAGUUGGCUAGAGCUACAUUGUUCUAUAUAUAAGCUAGGAUUUUUAGCCAAGAAGAC
This is a messenger RNA of Linum tenue, 1157 nucleotides long. The record is from the annotation of a GenBank genome assembly. NCBI's taxonomy places the organism in Eukaryota, Viridiplantae, Streptophyta, Magnoliopsida, Malpighiales, Linaceae.